AUUUGUUUGCCUCAAAACGGACGGCGGAACCGAGGAGUGAUGUAAAAGCCCCACUCAUUAUAUUGUAUUUUAAACUACCGCGUCUCAAAUAAUACAUUUGUAUAACCCGUAAGUUUCACCUUUCCCUGAAAAAGAUUAGUGUAGCAAGUUAGCCAUUUGUUUAACAGACCAAAAGGUUUAGUUAGCUAGCUAGCUAAGCCUAUCUGAGAUUGUUUAGCCAGCGCUAGCUGCCGCGGUAAGCACAGUUACCCAGACUGCGCCUUCGCCAUGGAAGCAGAAGUCGAGUUUUUACGUGAUCAAGUCCACAGAUUAAAUUCUGCUCUCAGUCAGUAUCAGUAUGGGCACGGUACUCAAUCCACAUCAUCUCAGGUUGAGGAGGCAAGACGGGCAGAGUCUCCUACACCUUGGAUCUCAGAUAGAAGCAUAAUGGCUCCACUGAUAGCGGAGUACGAUCGGCACAUGGAUGAAAUGACUGAUCAGCUGCAGAGAUACCAGGGGCUGAUGACAGAUGUCAAAGUGAAGUUGGAGAGGGUUGUCAAGGAGAAUGAAAGGCUGCAUGCAGAGUUGAGGGACUCUGUUGAGAAACAGCUUCACGCCCUGCCGGUGGCUUCGGGAGUGAAGGGCAGCACCCUGGAGGAGGAAGCAGUCAUCAGAAAUCUCCAAGAACAGGUCCAGCUGUGUGAACAGGAGCGGGUGCAGGCCAUGGAGCUGUGGCAGACCGCAGCCCAGGAGCUGGACCGCCUCCAGCAGACCUACCAGAAGACUGUCUCAGAUGGACAGAUCCACGAUGCUCAUAGGCAGCAGCUCAAGGAUCAGCUUGUUCAGUUCCAGCAGCACACACACAAACUCCAAGUGGCCAAUCAGAAACUGGAAUCGACUAGCCAGCAGUUCCUGAAGACGGUGACAGAGCAGAGCACAGAAAUGGAGGAGCUACACAGCCAGCUCAGGCAGGCCAAAGCUGAGCUGAGGACGGCCACAGCCAAAGUGGAUGAGAUGACCAAACUGCUACAGAAUGUCCAGGACCAGAUGCAGAGACGGGAGGAAGAAGUGGCAGACGCUCAGGUCCGAGAGGACGCAGCAGACAGACGGCUCCAACAACUUCAGGCGGCCUUGAGCCAGCUAGAGGCCAGACUAAAAGCUGCAUCUCAGGAGGCUGAAUCAGUUCGCAGAGAUCAAACUGUGUGGGAGAGAAAGGUGGGGGUACUCCAGGCACGUUGUACCACCCUAGAAGAGGAAAAGUAUGAGGCCCUGGCCAAAGUUCGAGAGAGUGUUCAGGUGGCUGAGGAGGCUGCAUUGCAGAAGGACCAGGCCCAGUUAAGAGAGAAACAGAAGAUAGAGGAGCUGGAGAAGACAAAGGAGGCCAUCAAACAGUUAAUCCAGGACGCUGCAGUCCGCACCAGAAAAGAGGUGGAUAAUGUGCGCAAGCAGUGCAAUGUUCAAAUUGACCGUAUGGCCGAGGAGCUGUCUGCACUGCAGCUGGAGUGUGCAGAUAAAGAGUCUCAGAUUGAAAGGUCCCUGCGGGAGAGAAAAGCUGUAGAGGAGGAGCUGGAGAAGGUGUAUAAGGAGGGCAGGGCAGAGCCAGAGUUCAGGAAGAUUGAUGCCCUUCACCAGAGGUGUCUAGAUGCAGAGAGGAUGAAGGAAGACAUUAGCCUCACUCUGCAAAGCACACAGAACAAACUGAGGAAGCUGGAGAUGGACUACAGUGAGGAGCUGUCACGGUGCCAGGAGGAAGUGGGGCGGCUGCAGGGCUCUCUGGCUGCAGCCCGGGACGACUGUGUCAGCGUCAGCGAGGAGCGUCUCCAGCUGCAACAGGAGAACCUGCAGCUACGCAGGGAGAUGGAUGAGCUGCGCAAGGCCUCCCUGCUGGUCCAAAAGAAGGCCAAACAACAGCUGUCACAGAUGGAGCAGGAGUACAGCCUGAAGGAGCAGGGACUUGACGCACGCGUGCAGGAGCUGGAGGAAAGCAGCCGAAGCUCCAGUGUUGAUCUGACGCGCCUCCUUACAGCACAGCAGAAAAGUACCCAGCGCUGGAAAGAAGAGGCCAAGAACCUUGUUCAUGCCUUCGAGACUAAAAUCACAGGCCUCAAGGCAGAGCUGAAUCGGCAGAAGCAGCGUUCCUACGAGCUGGAGAUGCAGCUUGAAACUGACCAUAAUACUGUUGCUGAGUAUGAGAGGCAGCUAGCAGAGUAUCAAGAGAAGACGAGUCUUCUCCAGAGACGACUGACACAAGCUGAACAAAAGGCAACCACUGCUACACAACAACUGAAUUUGUUGGCAUCACAGCGAAGAAAAGCUGCCAUGGUGGAUCCAGAGACUCUCUAACAGUCUUUUUAUUUUAUUUUAUUUUUUUAUUUAACCAGGAAAUAAUCCCAUUGAGAUUCAAAAUGUCUUUUACAAUAUUCUAGUAUUUAUAAUGUAGCCAUGUGUGUUUAGAGUAUGUUGCUCCUUUUUGUAAACAUUUUGGCCAUUUGGUUAAUAAAUGGCAACAUGUUCUAAUUUUAUACACUAAUGUUGUUUGUCUGAUGUUUGGUAUGUAAAAUAAACUUUGUUAUAACAAAAUGAA
This is a messenger RNA of Perca fluviatilis (European perch), 2563 nucleotides long. It is a transcript of the gene sclt1, whose product is annotated as sodium channel and clathrin linker 1. The transcript is spliced from 22 exons. Bases 268 to 2322 code for a protein of 684 amino acids. Gene Ontology annotation, cellular component: centriole. Gene Ontology annotation, biological process: clustering of voltage-gated sodium channels; cilium assembly. Lineage: Eukaryota; Metazoa; Chordata; Actinopteri; Perciformes; Percidae. The record is from RefSeq and is a predicted model, not a curated record.